UAUAGUUUGUUGUCAGAUAUGUACCAUGACGCCCGCUAUUGGCUCUCAGUCGCUGCUCCACCAUCCUGUAGGGACUCUGCGAAGGCGUCGCUACGCUUGGCGUCUAUCAACGUGACACCCGUGAUUUUUCAACUAUGUGAAAUACGUGACGGUUUCGUCUGAUCCACGCUUCGGAUCGCAGGUUACCAUGAGCACCGGCGCAUUCGCCGGAAAUUGGACACGCUUUUCGUGAAAGUUGCAUUACUAAUUUAUUUACGCAAAUACAGUCAGUCGAUGGUACAAAUGGGACCAAACGCUCAAUAGGGAGAAGCGUCAUUGCUUUGGAAUUAAAAUUUACGACCCUCCCGAACGAACGCCGAUAGUUUCGAUGCCCCGGUAUAGCAUACCUUCACGACGUCACACGCUAAGCUAAAUGUGACCCUCCGGAGGCCGCCAACUUGUGGCUGGUGCGCAGACGCGUUAAGCGUUGGAUGUGCAGUGAGUGCUACGAUCUGUAUACACAUCAAAUGCGGAAUCAAUCCGCCAAAUCUCCAUAAGAUUAUCAAUCACACGAUGAACUUGAAGGAAAUUAAUAGUAAUAAAAGUAAUACGUCGAUCGAUAGCGAGUGCGGGAUACCAAAAUUUUCGCCCAGAUUUAAAUAUAGAAGUGUUUUUCGCUACGUCGGUAUAUAGAGUGAGCCAACAAAACAGCAGUUCGCCGAAUCGAAGAGGUACAUUCCGCUACGUCACAACUGAUUAUUAUGUCAGAACUAAAAUGGAUCUCAUAUGGAACAUUACAUUUGCUGUGAAUAAACGCGAUGGGCAGCGUCGACUCUAGAAUGGAAUCGAACACCGUAAAUCAUGACAUAGAUCCGAGUCCCGCCGAAUAUAACGGCAGCGCUGACUGCUUGCCAUCAACGAUGGCGGAAAAUACUCUGGACGAAGAUAAAGUGGUUGAAAAGCCCUGCCAUACGAGCUUGUCAACAGACGAGGAUUCGGCAACUGAAAGCCUCCCGGCUCCCGAAGAACUAACCGAAGAAGCUCACGAUAAAUCAGACAGUUCCGACUCCGGAUUAGGACCGGAAACGCUCUCGGCCAACAACUUCCCCGUAGAAAGUGACGGCGAAACGAUCAACGUGUGUCCGAGCUCUAGUCGAGACAACGAUGAUGUGAACCAAGAUCCGAACAGCUCCAGACCUAUGAAAGACCUGAACGAGAUCCUUCAAAUGGAACCUAGCAGAAGCAAUCUCAAGAGGAAGCAUCCCGUCGAAGAAGACUGCGACGAGCCGAAAUUGAAGAAGAAACGAUCCAUCGUGUUCGAUAGCGUCACAGUCUUUUAUUUUCCUAGGGCGCAGGGCUUCACCUGCGUGCCGUCCCAAGGAGGUUCUACUUUGGGUAUGGGAGCACAGCAUUCGCAAAUGAAGAAAUUUUCUAUUGUCGAACACGCCAACGAGCAGCGCAGGAUACAUCGGCAGCUUCUUCAACAACUAAGAAUCGAACGGAGCAUUACCGGUGACGUCGCGACGUCGAGCGACGACAGCGACAGCGAGGACGAGAUCAGCGACGCCUCCGAAUCGGAAAUGGACUUGGACAACUACUAUUUCCUCCAACCGAUACCGACGAGACAAAGGCGGGCGCUUCUUCGAUCGGCCGGAGUGCGGAAAAUCGACUCCGUAGAAAAGGACGAAUGCAGGACGAUACGAUCGUCUCGUGAAUUUUGCGGUUGCGGCUGCAAGGGCUAUUGCGAUCCGGACACUUGCUCGUGCAGCCAGGCGGGCAUCAAAUGUCAAGUGGACCGUUUAAAUUUUCCGUGCGGCUGCACGAAAGACAACUGCGGCAACUCCUCCGGACGGAUCGAAUUUAAUCCGGUGAGAGUGAGGACGCAUUUCAUCCACACGCUGAUGAGGCUCGAGCUCGAGAAGAAACAAGAGGAGGAGAUGAAGGAAAAAAGGGACCAUUGGAUGAACAACGAGAGGCUCAACGGUCACGGUUUUCAAAACGGUGGUGGGGAACAUUUGUUGCCCAUAGCGAAUAAUAAGGUGGACGUGAACAAGUGCAGCGGCAGCUUGCUGCGCGACAUCAGCUUGAAUUCGCACGUGGAGGUGGAGAAUUGCGUCAAUAACGGCAGCUUCACGAACGUGCAUUACGGAACGAUGAGCGAAGGCACGGCGUCGACGUUACAGAGUCGUUCGAUCUCGUUUUCCAACCUUCCUGCGCGCGAGGAUUCGUUGGAUCUGUACAGUUACAGGGAGACGUGCUACGGCGACGAGGCCGAAAGAAAACUGCAGCACAAUCAUGUGAAUUUCCCGUCGACAUCGAACGGGGAUCACCACCAGGAAUACCAAUUCGACCCCAGAUUCCCCGACGUCUCUGCGUUUUCGUCGCGCGUCAACUGUAGUUUGGCACCCAUUGCCAUCCCCAGUUCGUAUGUGCCGACGUCACAAUCCCAUCAAUACACGCACUCGUAUCAAUCGACCGGAUUUAACGAGUUCACUUCCGCUCCUCUUCCCGUCUUUAGUUUGUACAAUAACGGGAGUUCGGAAUUUGGAAACGGAAAAUUGGGAGAAGGAACCUGUCAGCAAAUCCAGAGUUCAGUACAAUUUGACAACUUAACCAGCGAGAAUUUCCAAUCCGAGCUCAAAGAGAACCAAUACACAAGCUUAAGCUCUGUAAUAGGAGCGAACAAUAAAAUAGAGUCGUUCUGCGAGCUCCUUAACAGACGUUACAGCUAUGAUGAACCGAAUAAUUUUCAAACCAUAAAUGCGGAACAUUCUGCGGUUGGUCCGGGCGAAUCCGGGUCCACAGUAAACACCACGACAGAUUCGCGAGAGGAUUGCGACGAAAAUUUCGGAGAGAUUAUAAAAAAAUCCAUAGUCGAGACGGUAUCCGCAUAAGUAGCUAACAAUCUCCCGUGAAAUUUAUAUUUGAUGCUGAUAUUUGCAAUUUGAAAAAUUCUGUUCGGUAAAAAUAAGUUUUUUCGCAAAACGUUGUCAAAAAUGAAGAAUAGAAAACACCAGAUGGAACGAAAUUCUGCAUGUAGUAGUUUUUGGUAUAAUAAUUGACGUAAAAGCCGAUUUUGACCGAUGGAAAUCGAAAAAGUUCCUGUUUGAAAGAUAUCAACUUAAACACUCACUUUUUGGGUUACUUGCUGAUUUCCAUCAGGACAGAACAAACAAUCGUGGAUUUUUUGAUAUUCUAAUAAUCUAAUAAGCAACAGGAUUUGGAAAUUUUUUUUUUUCUUGUUAUCAGCGUUAUAUAUAAAUCAUUGGCCAACUGGGCGAAUAAGAUUAUAGCGAUAAUAACAAUAAUGUUUCGUAUUUUUGAGUGAUCAUUCAACACAAUCUAGCAGUUUUUGUUAGGAGAUAGAUACGCUACCUUGUGAUAUCUGACUUGCGUUUUUAAUUUAUAUUCUCUCCAUACUUAAUUGUUAGCCAAUUUUAAAUUUUCAUCCUGGUGUGUCGCCCAUUAUUGAAAUCCCAUAGAAGUAAACGUCAUAUAUGACCCUGAAAUAUUCCCAUAUAAUCUCAGUUAAUCUUGUCCUACUUGUAAAUAUUUUAAUGUAAUCGCGCUUUUUAUUUUUUCCUAUAAAGUCUAUAGCAAAUCCGUACUAUUAUAAAUAUUUGCUAUUUCGAAAAAUUUGACCCCUCCCGUUGUAGGCGAAAACUGAAUUGCCCAUUUAUCGAUGAAGUUAUCCUUGGUUAUCCCGAAAAAAAUGUAAAUAUUUGUUAACGAAAGUUUCAGAAUGUAUUCAUUAAAAGUUUAAUAAUAAAACUGUCCAUAGGUAAUGUUAAAAAUGAAUCAAAAUAUUUGUAGCACUUUAAUAUACACAUAGUGAUUAAAUGAUAACUAAACCUACCAUCUCGGCAACGUAAUCUGUAAAUCAACUCUUUACCUAGCUUGUAACCAUUAUUUAAUACGCUCUGUAGAAUAAAGACGUUACAGCACGUCAUUGUACAUAGUAAUUUUAUUUUUAUUGUUUACAUUACAUAUUUACCAUUAUAAAGAAUUAUAAUAAAAUAUUUAAGACAUAGGAAAAGUUUAAAGGUUUUCAAAUAAAUGUUGUAAAAAAUAAUUUAUUAAAGGUAAGUUUUUUACAA
This is a messenger RNA of Cylas formicarius (sweet potato weevil), 4076 nucleotides long. RefSeq lists its product as uncharacterized. Gene Ontology annotation, cellular component: nucleus. Gene Ontology annotation, molecular function: sequence-specific DNA binding; DNA-binding transcription factor activity, RNA polymerase II-specific. NCBI's taxonomy places the organism in Eukaryota, Metazoa, Arthropoda, Insecta, Coleoptera, Brentidae. Bases 798 to 2873 code for a protein of 691 amino acids. The transcript has 8 exons. Gene Ontology annotation, biological process: regulation of transcription by RNA polymerase II. The record is from RefSeq and is a predicted model, not a curated record.